Molecule: messenger RNA, 429 nt
Organism: Vicia faba (fava bean)
Lineage: Eukaryota; Viridiplantae; Streptophyta; Magnoliopsida; Fabales; Fabaceae
Source: the annotation of a GenBank genome assembly
AUGUCUGGGUGUUCUAGGUGUUGUUUCAAAGAGUUUAGCAAUACAGGGCAUUUGGAUAUAACUGAAACUACUUCACAUUCCCAAUCAACGUCCUCCAUCUGCAAAUGGACCUCAAAGCCUUACCACUCCUUGUUUUCCACUCCCACAACAGACACAAUUAUGUUUCCUUCCUUACUUAGCAUAUAUUGUUUACAUGAAGUUGAUAUUAGCAAUUGUGGUUUAAGUCAACUAUUCCCUGAGGCAAUUGGAUGCUUACACUGGUUAGAAAUGUUAAAUCUUGGAGGGAACAAUUUUGUGACACUGCCUAGCCUUGGGGAGCUUUUCAAGCUUGUAUAUUUGAACUUGGAGAAUUGCAAGAAAUUGGAAUAUUUGCCCGAGCUUCCUUUCCCUACUACAAUCGAGCAGGAUCUUCGAAAGAACAAAUAUUAG